GCCACGGGGGAAGUCUCGCGAGACGUGGUUGCCUUGGCUCCCUGUAGCUAUAGCAGCCGCGGCUAGUGAGGAUGCGGCGGCAGAAGUGGUACUCCAGCUGGGAGAAGCCGGAAAUGGUUGAAGCUUCACGAACUUUCACUCUGGCAGGGCUGGCUAUUCCAGUCACAGAAGAAAAGAGGAGACAGAGCUCUCUGAUGUUCUGGAUGGGUGACUAGAAGAAUUUUUGGCAAAGUGAAAACAAAGCACAAUGCAUAUCUCCUUCCAGGGUUGUUGUGGAAUCUUUUUGCCCUUCUGUCGGAAUUGGAGUUGUUCUUUUCAAGCCACUAGAUGAUGGAACAGUCAACUAUAGCCCCAGAGAGCUUCAUUUUACUCCGGUUUGUCUGCCUUUUCCUAGUUGGAUUUUUGUCUUCAGUCCCAAGAAAAGUGUCCCUUACUGAUCCUGGAUGUUUCUGGAAUUGAGAAUUACAGUUUUUCACAAGGGUUUUGUGGAGUUGCUGCCACUUUAGUGAAAGUACUGAAUAGAACAACAACUUGCAGAUGAACAUGGAUCCCCACUGUUUGCAUCCCUCCUGUUUGAAUGUUAGAAUUUUGCUACUUUUGGGAACAGUUGAAUGACGGUUUUUUCAUCUGGACCUGGAGAAAUACUUUGGCCCAUUGUGGGGAGGUACCAGCUCAAACUUUUACUACAAAAAUUGACUGCUCUGCACCUCCAUUUCUGUUGAGCACUUAAGCAACAGGAGACUCAAACCGAUAAAGACCCCCUCUGUAUUUGGGGCUAACUGUGAACAAUGUCUUGGAAAAGGAAUUAUUUUUCUGUAGGACGGGGAAGUGUGCAGGGGAUGUUUGCCCCACGGAGCACAACUUCCAUAGCUCCUAGUAAAGGUCUCAGUAAUGAGCCUGGACAAAACAGUUGCUUCCUCAAUAGUGCCCUGCAGGUUCUAUGGCACUUGGACAUCUUCCGUCGCAGCUUUAGACAACUCACUACACACAAGUGCAUGGGAGACUCCUGCAUCUUUUGUGCUCUCAAAGGAAUCUUCAAUCAGUUUCAGUGUAGCAGUGAGAAAGUCCUUCCUUCUGACACACUCCGCAGUGCUUUGGCAAAGACUUUUCAGGAUGAGCAGCGCUUCCAGCUGGGUAUUAUGGAUGAUGCUGCCGAAUGUUUUGAGAACCUUCUGAUGAGGAUUCACUUCCACAUCGCAGAUGAAACCAAAGAGGACAUUUGCACUGCUGCUCAUUGUAUCUCCCACCAGAAGUUUGCAAUGACUUUGUUUGAACAGUGUGUAUGUACUAGCUGUGGUGCCACCUCUGACCCACUGCCCUUUAUCCAGAUGGUACAUUACAUCUCUACCACUUCCCUUUGCAACCAGGCAAUUUGUAUGUUGGAGAGGCGAGAGAAACCUUCUCCAGGCAUGUUUGGGGAACUACUGCAAAAAGCCAGUACCAUGGGUGAUCUUCGGAACUGCCCAAGUAAUUGUGGAGAGAAGAUCCGGAUUCGCCGUGUGCUGAUGAAUGCCCCUCAGAUUAUCACCAUUGGGCUUGUGUGGGACUCCGACCAUUCAGACCUGGCAGAGGAUGUCAUCCAUAGCCUGGGUACUUGCCUCAAACUGGGUGAUAUUGAGGAUCUAUUACAUGCUCCAUACUGUACUAUUCCAGCUAGGGGACUUAAUCUGGAGAAAGGACCGAAGAGGAUCACUGAACUUUAUUGGAGUCGUCAGCUGUUUUUCAGAGUGACAGAUGACCGAGCCAAGCAGUCUGAAUUGUAUUUAGUGGGAAUGAUCUGUUAUUAUGGCAAACAUUAUUCUACUUUCUUUUUCCAAACAAAGAUCCGCAAAUGGAUGUAUUUUGAUGAUGCCCAUGUAAAAGAGAUUGGGCCCAAAUGGAAAGAUGUGGUAACCAAAUGCAUCAAGGGACAUUAUCAGCCUUUGCUGUUGCUUUAUGCUGACCCCCGAGGUACCCCGGUAUCUACCCAGGAUUUGCCCCCUCAGAUGGAGCCCCAGUCAUACAGUAGGACAUGUUAUGAUAGUGAAGACUCGGGAAGGGAGCCUUCCAUCUCCAGUGAUACCCGGACAGAUUCAUCAACAGACAGCUAUCCCUGCAAACACUCCCACCAUGAGUCUGUGGUCAGUCACUUCUCAUCUGAUUCCCAGGGAACAGUGAUCUACAAUGUGGAGAAUGACUCUUUGUCUCAGAGCAGUCGAGACACAGGACAUCUGACUGAUGGUGAAUGUAACCAGAAGCACACAGCCAAAAAGGGUUCAUUGACAGAGCGGAAGAGGAGCUCUGGUCGGACCAGGAGGAGAGGCGAUGAGCCACAGUCCUCUGGGUACCACAGUGAAGGAGAAACACUGAAGGAGAAGCAGGCCCCCAGGAGUGCCCCCAAGCCACCCAGCAGCACCAACAGACUAAAGGAUUUUAAAGAAACAGUCAGCAAUAUCAUCCAUAGCAGACCAUCCCUAACUUCCCAAAGCAACCAAGGAUCUCCCUGUGUGGGAAAAGGAGACCAAACUGGAAAACGACCCCCUCGGAGCCUACCCUUGCACUGUCAGGACUGGGAAGUAGAGAGCACCAGCAGUGAGUCUAAAUCCAGUUCAUCCAGCAAGUACCGUCCAACAUGGAGACCUAAACGUGAGUCUCUGAAUAUUGACAGCAUCUUCAGUAAGGACAAAAGGAAGCAUUGUGGCUAUACCCAGCUCAGUCCAUUUUCAGAGGACCCAGCUAAAGAGUUUAUUUCCAAUGAACUGAACAAAUCAACUGCGUAUGACCCCAAAACCAAUGGGCCAAGCUUAAGGCACAAGAACUGGGGCCCACCCCGACCUGGUAUUCACCUUAUGGACCAACAUCCUCGAUUAAUCCAGAGAAUGGAAUCUGGCUAUGAGAGCAGCGAGAGGAACAGUAACAGCCCUGUCAGUCUGGAUGCAACUCUGCCAGAGAGCUCUGGCACCUCCAGGGAUACAAAUGUGAAAAGAGCACCUGGGUUGGUCCCUGCCUGGCGUCAGAUCCCAAAGUCACAUAGCAGCAGCAGCAUCCUGGAGGUGGAUUUGGUCUCAUCCAAAAGUGGCUGGACAAAGAACCAGCCCCACCCUUGGAAGGACAAGAGUGCAGACAGGGAGUUGUCUUUAUCCUCUAAAAGUGAGCUGGACGAACUCCAGGAAGAGGUCACUCGACGGGCCCAGGAACAGGAACUCCGAAGGCAGCAGGAGAAGGAAUUGGAGGAGGCUCGAGGGUUCAACCCACACCCCAGCCGCUUCAUGGACCUGGACGAGCUUCAGCAUCAGGGGAGGCGUGAUCGCUCUGAGAGGUCCACCCGAGAGGCUGACUUGAUGAUGGAGGAGGUGCUGCGCCGUGAGCAGAGAGGAGACUGUACUGCAGCUUUGGCUCUCUGUAACGAAGCAAUUUCUAAACUAAGACUUGCCCUGCAUGGUGCCAGCUCUAGCACGCUCAGCAGAACCAUAGUUGAUAAGAAGUUACAAAUCUGUAUCCGAAAAGCACGGAGCCUCCAGGAUCGCAUGCAGCAACAGCAACCGCCGCCGCCGCCGCCACCACCGCCGUUGGGGGGCUCCCUCCCUCAGCCAACAAGUGAACAGUCUGUCCCGCUCCAAGUACUGUUGAGUCAGGAGGCACAGCUGGAGCCAAGCAAGGACACCGAGUUUGGAACCAGUUCUUUUUUCCCCUCAUCUGCUUCCUGCCAUGAAUCGCACUCAUUACUGUCUUCAGAGUCACCCUCUCCACCCACCCUACAGCCCAGUUCCCCCAGAAGGUCCUUCCCCAACCUCUUGACUUCCUCUGCUAAUGUGGAUGGCCAUGCUUUUUCUGCUUUCUGCAGGCAAGGCUCAUCCCACAAGUUGAGGAGGCCUGAGAAGGGUUCUCCCCAAGGUAGGGAACCUGCAGGAGGCCCAGCAGAGGGGCUGCUGGGCUGCAGGGGCAGCAGCAGCGGCAGCAGAACUCCCACUCAGGAAGGGAGAAGUGCUGGCCAGCUGCAGUGCCAAGAGAAAAGCAACCCUGCAGUUUUACCUGCCCUGGUGCCUCCCUGGUCACAUUUGGCCCCCAUGGUCUCCCCUGACAGGGGGGUUUCACACAGCCCUGGCUGUAAUCCUUCAAGUUGUCCAGCUCGGUCCAGCCUCCCCAUGCCUGGGGCCUGUCACCCAAAAGUACCUACUGCUUCCUCACAUUUGCUUCAUUUUCCUCCAGAUUCUACACAGAAAACUAACAGGUGCCCCCAAACCAAUAGCCAUGAAACUUCAUAUGUUUCACAAAGGGAACAAGGCACUGAAGAGGUCUUGAAGCCAGAAGUCCCCAGCACAAAGGGACUUGUUCGUUCCCUGGCAGAGCAGUUCCAGAGAAUGCAUGAGGUUUCCCCAAAGGAUCAUACUUACGAAAAAAACUGGGUGGUUACAAGUCCCCAAGAUAGGAAACUGACAACUAGGUUGAAAAAGGAGUCGCCCCCUUCAGACUCUAGGAUACCUAUCCCACAGGGACAAGGGAAUGGUCACUCUUCUUGGGAAAAACAGCAUCAUUCUUUGGAUGGGAGGGAUAGGCAGACUUCCUGGGAAGGGCCCUCUAGUCACCAUGCUCUUUGUAUAAGUCCUUCCCCACACAGCAGUGAUGCUCCCUGGGGAGCGGGAUUAAAUAUGGCAGAAUCAGCCGUGCUCCCAGGGAGGCUGUCACAAAUGGAAGAUGUUUGGCCAAAGGAGGUAGGCGGUGGUGAUGACUCAGUGACUUCUCUGUCCCUGGACCAUUGGGUGGGCAACAUUAGGCUCUCUGAUUCUCACCCUGAUCAUGAAAAUGGCACAUGGAUUCAUGGGCCUGGGAGAAACCCUUCCCCUCAAGAUCCCUGCGUUGGUCUCAUCCAUCUUGAGAGAAACCAUAUGCAUCUACACCCACACUGGAAUGAGGACACAGAACAGGAGACCUCCGAGUUGGAGUCUCUUUACCAGGCCAGUCUGCAGAUAUCUCAGGCCGGCCAGCCUGGGCCAGGGAGGCAGGAUUUAUCACGGCAACCACUUGGGCAUCCAGGCUCCACAAACAUUGUAGGGAGGAGACUACACUCGGCCCCUGGCUUUGAUCUCUCACAGAUGCCAGCAAUAGAAAUCGAACACAGUCUCCAUGGGGCUAGCAUGGUACCUGCCUCUCAGGCCGCAUCUUGCCGAGGCUUGCUGAAGGAGGAUGAAGGAGAGCUAUACACUGCAGAGAAUUUCCGACGCAUUUCACGCAGUCUCAGUGGCACUGUGGUCUCGGGCAGGGAGGAACCCCCCAUCUCUUCUCACAGUUUUGAAACUUCAAACGUGAGGAAAAAGCCUUUGGAAACCAGGCAUCGUUGUUCCAGCUCUUCCUCCCUCUCUGUCAUCCAUGACCCUCCUGUGUUCCUCCCCCAUCCCCAGAUCCUCCCUCCCCAGCCACAGCUCCUGCCCCCUGAUGUCCUGAUGCCCACCAUGGCAGGGGAGCCCCAUAGACCCCCAGGAACUUCAAGGAGUGUCCAACAGCUUCUGGUUAUGUGUGACAGGGGUGAAGCUUCCCGAGGGGCCAAAUACACAGGGGGGACCCUGAACUAUACAAGCCUCCCACGCCUUUCAAGAGCUGAUUCCUCCUGGAGCCCAUUGCCAGAGACCAACCAGCAUUCUGAGACCAGAGCCUCAACCACCUCAGGGCUCUGGCCACAGCUGACCGACACUGCCACACUGCCAGACAGAAGCCAGGGACUCCAGGGUCCACAUGCCCAGUUGUGGGGGAGACUCUUUCAUUCACACUCACAUUCUCCCGUUGCCUGCCAUCCAUCAUCAUUGCCCAGCACCCUUUCUGUGCCCCUGGAGAUAUCAAAGAGUUCCAGCCUUAUUCCUAGUUCCUCCCGAGGCCCUGGACCCAGAAGAGUGGAUAUACCCCCUGAUGAAGACUGGAGGAAGAACACUUAUGCCUCUCAACCUGGACGUAGGAGAACAGGAGGAAAUGGGCCUCUUUUUGCCACCUCAGAUGUCCAUCGAAGGGGGCUGACCUGGGCUGCAGCCCCACAGCACAGUGGGUGGUGAGGGGCUCUUCUUUACUCUUC
Messenger RNA from Vombatus ursinus (common wombat), 6040 nucleotides. It is a transcript of the gene USP54, whose product is annotated as ubiquitin specific peptidase 54. Gene Ontology annotation, biological process: protein deubiquitination. Lineage: Eukaryota; Metazoa; Chordata; Mammalia; Diprotodontia; Vombatidae. The transcript has 25 exons. Bases 789 to 6020 code for a protein of 1743 amino acids. The record is from RefSeq and is a predicted model, not a curated record. Gene Ontology annotation, molecular function: cysteine-type deubiquitinase activity.